This is a messenger RNA of Pectinophora gossypiella (pink bollworm), 5082 nucleotides long. RefSeq names its product protein gustavus (gene gus). Lineage: Eukaryota; Metazoa; Arthropoda; Insecta; Lepidoptera; Gelechiidae. The coding region runs from base 753 to 1778 and encodes 341 amino acids. The record is from RefSeq and is a predicted model, not a curated record. Gene Ontology annotation, biological process: proteasome-mediated ubiquitin-dependent protein catabolic process. The transcript has 6 exons. Gene Ontology annotation, molecular function: protein binding. Gene Ontology annotation, cellular component: SCF ubiquitin ligase complex.
CGCACUGCCGGCACUCAGUCGAGCUCGAGCCACGCACGGAGCGAGCGCGCGCUGCCACUCCGCGCCACCGCGACUGCCUCACAUGUUCGCUCGCUUCCUUCCACCCCGACUCGCGCCACACUUACCUACCCCCCACAUCACCUCGGCGACCGCUCGCUAGGUACGUACCCACCAAAAAACUCGACCACCAAAAUUUUUGGCCUUUUAUAUAAAAAGUUUAUCGACCCUAAAGCUGCCGCCAUAACAACCCUUAUUCACUCCACUCAGCCAGUCGCUCCCUCUAAUUAUUGACUCCCCUAAAGUUUGUUGAAAAAUUCGGUCUCGCGAUUCGGCCCUUUUAUUGCUUUAAUAUUUUUAUAACUUUGCUCCGAUAUCGUCUCUAUUUCGAAACGAAAGGCCAUUUCUAGCAAUAGAUGUUUCGACAUAAUUAACUCUUCACUUCCUUCUCCGGUCAUUUCCUAGAUUGAUUAAUUAGCCUAUAGUGGCGACAAUUAAUUUUUUCCUUGGUUUCGACAACCGGAAAGCUGUGAGAUCGUCGAGGCUGUUGCGGGCGUACAUCUAAGUUGGCAAACGGUUUGCGUCACCGUUAUCUCUAUUCAGGUCAAUUAAAACGCGCUGAACCAUGACUCUGCGUUGACAUUGGCGCGUAGUUUCCCCGGUGUGAGUGAAUGUGAAACUGGUGGUGGUCCUGUGUACUGGAGUGGACCAGCCUGGAGCUGCUGGUGCAUGCGGCGUGAACGUCACCGCAGCGGAUGUGCACGCCGCUGCCGCCCUGGUGGUUGCUGCCCCCUGGAAUGCCAGCUGCUCUUGACCUAACUAGGUACAAGAGCGGGGUGCGCUCAGUGAGGAGCGCGGGCGGCGGCGGCGCGGAGGAGGCGCGACGCGGCGGCCUCAAGGCGCUGCCGAAGCGCGCCCGAACUCGCUGCAGGGGCAUGAACAUGGGUCAAAAGUUGUCCGGCGGAGUGAAGUCUGUGUCGCGGGAGUGCACGGCGCCGUUCAAGGCGGUGGUGGCGCGCGAGCUGGCGCCGGAGCCGCCCCGCCCCGCGCGGCUCGACGCGCUGCUCGACGCGCCGCCCGCGCACCCCGACACGCAGCUCAAGCACGCCUGGAACCCUGAUGACAGAUCAUUAAACAUAUUCGUGAAAGAAGAGGACGCUUUAACCUUCCACCGGCACCCGGUGGCGCAAAGCACGGACUGUAUCCGCGGCCGCGUUGGGUACUCGCGAGGGCUCCACUGCUGGGAGGUGGUGUGGCCGGCGCGGCAACGGGGAACACACGCGGUGGUGGGCGUCGCCACUGCGCACGCGCCGCUGCAUUCUGUUGGCUACCAGAGCCUCGUCGGCGCCACGGAUCAGAGCUGGGGAUGGGAUCUUGGCAGAAAUAAGGUGUACCACAACGCGAAAGGCACAGGCGGAAGCGGCACAACGUACCCGGCGCUACUCCGGCCGGACGAGCAGUUCCUCGUCCCGGAUCGGUUGUUGGUAGUCCUGGACAUGGACGAAGGCACGCUGGCCUUCUGCGCCGACGGCCGCUACCUGGGCGUGGCGGCGCGCGGCCUCCGCGGCAAGACCCUGUAUCCCAUCGUGUCUGCCGUCUGGGGACACGCCGAGAUUACUAUGAAGUAUAUUGGCGGGCUUGAUCCGGAGCCCCUCCCCCUGAUGGAGCUGUGCCGGCGCGUGAUCCGGCAGCGCGUGGGGCGGCCGCGGCUGCGCGCGGCGGCGUCGCGGCUGGCGCUGCCGCCCGCGCUCACGGCCUACCUGCUGUACCGCGCGCCCUAGCCACUGCCGCCGCCGCCGCCGCCCCCGCCCCCGCCCCCGCGGCACAAGCGAUAACACGCCCCACAACAAUCGAGUCGCUCUCCAAACUUGUCGAGAUUCUCCAGUGGUCGCCCCCAUCUUUUUUUUUGACGUGACGUGGAUUUGUCUCGGUUGGCAGUCACUAUAAAAAUUGGCCGCGGUAAAAGAUGGAUAUAAAAUGACGCACAACCGCCGCAUUUUUUGCCAUUUCCAACUACUGUGUGAAGUAGUCUGAAGCAUAGCCUUACUUUAUAUUUCCUUUUGACAAUGUUUCUCCAGAAUGUUAAAUAUUUCAACAUUUGGCCUAACAAAACUAAGAUAUUAAAAUGCAUGUAUUUUAUGGACGUAUUGGUGCUAAUUCCUGUAAAUACCAUCUAAUUUUAUUUUAAGUUAUAUCUGUCCUUUUCUUAUCCGCCGAAAAGGAAAGGGACGGGUAAUCGACAAGCAUAAAAUUAAUGGAACACACGUCAAUUUUAAGCACAAAUCUAAACCAACCGUCUAAAAAUUUUACAUCCGUCAAUAACCCGUCACAGUUAAGUAGACAGCACGUCAAACGGAUUGCAUACCAGCGAGGUACCUUUUGAUUCGCCCGGGUUAUUCAUUCAUUUACUCAUUCUUCCUAAAAUUAAGAGCUGUGAAUCAUCCGUCCCUUCCCUUUUCGACGGAUAUGAAAAUGACGGAUAUAACUUAAAAUAAAAUUAGGCGGUGUCUGCAGGAAUCGGGGCCAUUGUCCUAUGACUCUUGAUAUUUUUAACAGAAAUUCUGGCGAAGCAACGUCAUAUCUCAAAUGAUCUGUAUAAAUACGUGUCUCCUAAACUUGUCGACGUGGAAUCUGCUAAUUAUAAACAACUUUAUGCCAGUACUGUAAAGGUGUAAAUGACGUACACAUCGGCCAAAAUACGUCAUUUACAUCUAUGACAUAAAAAAACACGUUUCUGAUCAGCGAAGCCACGUUAAUGAGCCAGGGGGUACUUUAUAGACAUAAAAUAGCGACUCGAAUUCGUUAGGCAAUACUUAUCAGUGUAGAUACGACUCGCUCGCCCCUGUCCGCGGUGCGAUCCGUCAUUCGGACGCCAUCUAACGUCAGCGUGAGGAACUUUUUACAUUAUAUUGCGAUGGCCGCCGCGGCGUCGGUAAUUUUAAGUUAGUGACGAUAUCACGACGAGUGACGUCCGUGUGACGCGAAACGCCACCAUUGAAUCUCCAACAGUAUAUUCAUAGUUUCCCAAUAUGUACAGGAUAUUCCGUUAGUUGAAUAGUGACGACAAACCGCUUGUAAAUCGAACAUAAGUAUAAGCGUGGGUCGAUCAUUCCAUCUAAGUGAUGGAUGUCGAUAUAUAAAUCCGUCCUGACUAUUUACUUUAUAUGGGACUUAAUAUUCAAGAAAUGCUCGUUAUACGACGCUCAUUUCGUCAUAAAGACGGGCAUCGAUCGUUCGAUUUACAAGCGAUACGUUUGAAAAGACAGCACUAACUAGUAAAUACAUAUAUACGCAAUAAUUCCAGCAUCAAUAUGUUCUUAUGUUCAUAGUAUCUGUGAUAAAUAUCUUACAAAGUCAUCCAAUAUAAUCAUAAACCGACAAUUGCAUUUUUAUUGCAUUGACUAAGCAAUAAUAUAGAAAUAUUAGACUUGGGAUUAGCAACCCACUCCGAUGGUGAAUACGAAACCGGUGGGCGAGUAAGGUACUAUUCCGUUACCGAUAAAACCACAUUAUGGACGAUUUAUAUACGAUACUAUUUAUAAGUUAGAUGUGGCAGUAAAUAAUUGCCAGUUUACGUUAACAUUGAUCAACUCUAAUGCAAGCCGCACGUGUUUUUAAAGCCAUAUUGAUCUCUUAUAAAUACGGUCGCUGCUCCGACUAUAGCGCGUUGCAGCAGGGAUUCGUAUUGUACUUGUUAAGAAAUAUAUUAGAAUGAAGAACAGCAGUUAUAAACUCACGAGCCUCGGCAAUUACUAAUAACUAUAAUUAGAGAUGUCAUUGUUCUUAUUACAAUAGCAUACGAGCCGCGCCCGGUGCGGGCCGGCCACACUAGGCCAGUGUAUCGUUGGCAAUCUUACAUACUAUUUUAUAGCUCAUUAAGCGACUGGUUUAUUUUUUUAGUUUAGUAUCUUUAAUUCCUAUUGUAAAAACGUGUGAGUGUGUAAUGUAUAUAACUGUGACUAUACGCAUUGUAUCCACAGGAGGAAACGUCACGCGGAGUUUAUUUUAGCUGUACAUUUCUAAAGUCUACUUUGUUUUGCGAAAAUACCUAGUACUACUGCAUGUAUCAAUUCGUUAAUACGAAUCUAUGUCUCCUCGUUAAGUCUUCUUUUGCGAUUUUCUAGAUUAAUAUACACAACAGACACAAAUUGUGGACUUGAAAAUAUUGUAGUAUUUUCAAAGCACUGUAUUAUUAAAAUUUGUCAGCCAUUUUUUGACCCAAAUUAGUUGUAUCGUAACCUUAUAAAGAUGUGUAAGUACUUCCAUUUUAAUAAGAUUUUUUCAUAUGUAGAUUGUACGGCGUGUAGACUUCCCAUGUGGUCCCACUUUUUAUACGGUGUUGAUAUUCACAUUUUAUCUCGUGACUCUUAUAAAUAUUUGUAAAUUUCAUCAUGAAUUUGAAUAGCAUAGUUUCAGUUGUGUGCGCAAGACGUUGAUAAUUUUGUAUCGGUUAAUUAGUUGGAUGAGUUUCAUGUGAAUAUUGACUUAUUGCGAGAAUGUCUAUGAUAAACUGCCAAAUGCGAAGUUUGCGAGUGUGCGCGCGUGUGAGAUGACGCCUGAGAGGUGAGCGAGCCCGCGAGUGUGUGAUGUGCGUUAGAGGGAUAUUUUCGUUGUGUAAGAGAUAUAAUCAUGAUAAUAUAAAAUACACCAAGCUCGAUGUACUGUUGACGCCGUCCUUUGCACUAAACCCCUCUGAAGGACCAACACUUCUAGUUUCCGAACACCCGUAUCUUCAUUUAUUUAGUCCAAGCACUCGACUGUCUCCACGUCUAUGUAUCCUAACGACCAGGGGUUUACUGUAAAGGAUUAAGAGUAAUUAGCAAAAAUAACCACUUGAAUUCUUAAACCGUCAAACUUAGUCCUGUAUAUAUAAAAAUUAUCAUUUUGCGGUGUUUAAUGACUUUAUUAUUAUAAGUGGAAAUGCAUUUUAGUUUUAUAAGUUGUAGGCAAUAUUUUUAAAGGUCAUUUCUAACGGAUAACUGCGUUUGACAGUCGAAUCUCUUAGAUACAAUGAUUAAAAAAAAAUAGGAAAACGAUUGGAAUAAAUAUAACUGGUUAAGAAAAUAAUAAAUAAUAUGAAUUAAA